Lactuca saligna is the source of this 387-nucleotide messenger RNA. NCBI's taxonomy places the organism in Eukaryota, Viridiplantae, Streptophyta, Magnoliopsida, Asterales, Asteraceae. The record is from the annotation of a GenBank genome assembly.
AUGGGUUCUUCGACAUUGUUCAAGUGCUUGAUGCUCAUUGCUGUCUUCAUCAGCUCAUGCACAGCACAAGCUCCCACCGCAACCCCUACAGUCUCUCCAACCGCCGCCCCUACACCAUCUCCCGCUCCUACACCGGUUCCAUCUCCUUCUCCUUCUCCUUCUCCUUCACCAUCUCCAAUGGCUGUACCCUCUCCUGCACCUUCUUCUGUAUCCCCUACUACAGCUCCAUCACCGGGUGGACCUUCCGGUGCUCCAUCGCCAGGUCCCUCCACCGGACCACCAGCUGAUCUUCCACCUAGCGGCACCUUUGUUGAUGGCUGGGUCAACAGAGCUGUUAUCGCUGGGACUGCACUCGCCGGAGCAUUUUUUGCAGUUACUUUGAUGUGA